Messenger RNA from Moneuplotes crassus, 397 nucleotides. Lineage: Eukaryota; Ciliophora; Spirotrichea; Euplotida; Euplotidae. The record is from the annotation of a GenBank genome assembly.
UUCAAAAUGGGUUUCUUCUUCCAUUCUGGCUUUAGAAAGUCCUUCAAAGGUACUAGUUUCAGAUUCAACAAUUUCCGUUACUCAACUCACUUGCCAACAAUGCAGAAGCAGAUGAUUAGUAACUUUAUGAAGGCUCAAGCUGCAUUACCAGCAACCACUGGGCAACUCAUGAUGAUGUCUAUUAACAACCGCUUGAUGCUGGAGAAUAUUAUCAAAUCAAACUUGGAUGAACUUGAAGAUAACGUACUCCUCGCUGAGAAUGAAGAUCUCGAAGAAGUAACCGUCGCAGAUACUCUUACAUUAUCAAGAAUAAGUAGAGUGAUUUCUGAAGACUAAAAGUCUUGCAAAAGGCUUCCAACUGAACAACACUUAGCAGGUUUCGUGUAAAGAAGAAGUU